CAAUAAUAAGAUGGUUCUUUGUUCACUUAUUUCUGCACUGACGGACAAAAAGUUUGAGAAAACAAGUUUCCGAUGGCUUUCAAGGAUUUAAGAAAUUGCCGUUAGAAAGAGCAAAAUGGCUGAUGGGAUUGAUGAGGAUGCUGUUGUGCCACAUAAUACAACCCCAGAGGGUCGUGGGAAUGAUGAGAGUGAUGUGGUAACAUUCAACAUGCCCCCUGAAGUAGAAUUGAAACCCUCUCAGGUUGAUAACACUAGACUAGGAGCUUGGUGCAAAUACUCAAUACCAAUUGGCUGUAGGUUUGGUCCUUUUGUUGGAGAGAAGGUGAAGACAUUACCAAGCAAUGUGGACACCCAGUAUGCAUGGGAGAUCCUAGACAAAAGGAAUAGAACUGUACUAUAUUACCUCAACGCCAGCAAUGCCAAGAAUGCAAAUUGGAUGCGACAUGUCAACUGUGCACGCUACUACGAGGAACAAAACCUUGUUUCGAUACAAGAGGGGAAGCAGAUAUUCUAUAAAGUUAUAAAGAAUAUUAACCCAAAUGAGGAGCUGUUGACAUGGUAUGAGAAAACAAACAUCAAGGGUGCUUCAGUAUCUGCUGAGAAACCUGACGAUGUAGAGAAUGAUGUUUCAAUAGCAGACAAUUCCAUAGAAGUAGGGGAGACCUUAGAUAAUAACACAGUUGAUUCUGAUGAUACUAUAGUUGACAACCCUCCACCAACCACACUGAUUGACAACAAACCAGAGUUGCCUAAGCCAAGAAAACGAAGGAAAAAGGUUAAGCGGUUAACACUGAAGAACAAACGUAAAAGACAAAUAGACAAGAAUAAUGUUGACAGUAAUACUACUGAUAAAUACUCAGAUGUUAAAGACAAUGGAAAUGUAAGGAAAAGAGUACGAAAGAAAAGAGGAAAAUUAUUACGAUUAAAAAAUCUAAACAUUGAAUCCAAAGUGGCAGCUAAACCAUUACAUGACUCCGGACCUAAUAGAAGACUGACUCGCCUGCAGGUUUUGUCCAAGAAGAAAAAAGGAAAAGUUGACUUACAGCCUAAACACUUAAAAAGCAAAACAUUAGACAUGAUCUCAAGGGACAAAACGGCUCAGCAGAAUGAUGAUGGAUUCUAUACCUUUCAGUUGCUAAGACAACAUAUAAUUAGAGAUCGAAAAGGUAAACCUGCAUAUAAAUGCAACAUUUGUCAGUUGGUAUACAGCUAUAUUCACAGUCUGAAACGUCACUUCAUACGCAACCACAUAAACUAUAAAUAUGUCAGUAGCAAUGACAGGAUUCAAUGUAAUCUGAAUAUAGAACUAUUAAAGAGUAUGGGUAGAAAUCUUGAAACAGGCACACCUCUGAAGAAGCAUACUCCAAGCCAGAAGGAUACCACCAAAAUCAACUCUGAAACUACAAAGAUCUCAAGUAAAACGAAGCCAAAUGCAGUAGAAGAAAGUGCAAGCAAGCCCCGGAGUAGAGGGGACCAACGAGGAAGUGCCAGUCUACCUGACCUAUACUGGUGCAAUAUGUGCAAUAAACUUUUCCAUACUCUUGACAAACUCAAGACUCAUUCAGCAGUACACCCGUCCAUGACCCUCCACCCAUGUCAUAAGUGUGGCCUCAAGUUUCAGAGACAGAAGAACCUCUUCAAACAUCACCUUGCAGUGCACACUGGUGAAGCAGAAGAAAUGGAAGUCACUCCUCCUCCAAGGAAUACCUCUGUGUCCAAUGCCUCCACCCCCAGGACUGGCACCCCAACAAUAACAAGGACAGGCACACCCACAAUCUCAAGGACAUCAACACCCACAAACCAAACCAUUAAGAAUGGUUCGACUAAAUCUGGUAACUCUUCAGCUAAAUCAAGCAAGAGAUAUAGUGCUACCUCUGCAUUGUUAGACAAUAUGGAUGUUUAUGGUGAGGAUGAAGCCGACAGCUUUAACUGUUAUAAUUGUGGGCGAUCCUUCCCUAACCAUAGCCUCAUGAAUAAGCAUGUCAUAAAAGGCAAGUGUAAAAAUGCUUCAUAUACUAGUUCAGGAUCUCAUAGUAGCAAUUCAGGUUUUAUGUUUGCAUGUACCGUUUGUAAAAACAGGUUUCAAAGCUAUGCUAUUAUGUGUCGACACAGGCGCAAUGAGCACCAAGUAGCUCCCAAUGUAAUAAGUGAUGUUGAUGUACUUGACUCUGAUUCUAAUAGUGCUGUACCCGCAUCUUUCAACAAUGAACGUUUAGAUCUAGAUCAGAAUACUGCUUACUUUGCCAGCAUACCUAGGGGUGUUGCAGAGAAUGUUAGGUAUUUCAUUGAUGGUAAUCAACAAGCUUUGAACCAACGUGAAAUCUGGUUUAGAGAGGAUGUACUAGCCAUUGAGCAUAAAGACAAUCAGUCGGAUGAUGUGAACAGUAUUAAUUGGGAAGGUUAUAAUUUAUUGAAUGAGUUCACACCUGCUCAGAUCUAUGAUGCAUUUACAAAUAUGGAGAUAUCUGUUGGGAACUGUGCUCCCACACCCAGUGCAUUCACUGGGCAUGAUUACAAUACACUGGCUGAGUCUGCUCAGUUUACAUGUGCAGUAUGCGGAUGGGUGUUUCAGAGGAACAAUGAUUUCUGUCUACAUAUGGAAGUUCAACAUGGCCUUGUAGCUCAGGAACAAGUUAUUGAUCAAAUAAAAGAACAGGAAAUUGCAAGCAAUGAUAUUCAAAAUGCAAACUUUGAAUCUGAUGUUGUUCAGAGUAAAUUCAGAGAAACUUGCGAUCAUGAAUCUGAAAUAGAACAAAGUAUUCAAAACAAUGCUGAAGAGAAAAAAUGUAAAACUGAGAGACAAGUUACACACCCUGAGAAAGCUACAACCAGAUCAAGGUCAUUGGAUAAAAUAGAAGGAAGAAAACUUUCUGAUGAUUCAACGAAAACACGAUCGAGAUCACUGGAAAAGCCUGAAUUGAUGUCAAGGCACCAAAGUAAGUUCAAGGCUGAAACAACAGUGAGUAAAUCUGAGGAAAUUUAUGUUUCAGUGAGAUCAAGAUCUAAAGAAAAAUCUUCACCGUCUAAAGGAAAAGAAGAAAAAUCUGACAUAAAAAGUGAGACAAGACCUGAAUCUGUAGAUAAUCUUGACUUGGGGUUGCAGGAAAUGCCAAAAACUAGAUCUCAAUCUUUACAAAAUAAACACAGGGCUUCUUCUGUUGAAAAAUCCACACGAGCAAGAUCACUUGAGAAAGAAUAUGAUGCUAGUAGAAGGACCUCAAAGCUUAGAAAAUCCAAAUCUUCAGAAAAUCUAACUGAUGUUUUCACAUUAGAGGAUAAGGAAAUUAAUUCUAGAUCAUUAGGGGGUACACCAACAAUGGAAUUAGCUUAUGAUAAAUCCAAACGUUUGACCAGGGCUAUGAAAAGGCUACGAGAAGACAUAGUGGCUACUAAAGAAAAACAUGAAAUACCAAAGACUCGUUCAGCUGCCAGACGCAUGUUUAACCAUGAAGAGAGAAAGAGUUUUGAAGGCUUAUUGAAAGAAAGGGAUGUUAAACCAGUAAAAGAGCCUGAAAAGACAAAUGAAUGUGACGGUGAUCGAUGUGAUAAGAUAUGCAUGGAAACAAGUGUUUCAAAGUUUGUCUGUCUUGUCUGCAGAAAAGACUUUUAUGAUGUCACAUGUAUUAAAACACAUAAUUGGCUGGUCCACCCAAGGCUACACUGUACAUUUAUGGAACUUGAGAAGAACCAGUGGGAUGUCCCCUUCUACCAACCUAAUGCUCCUAAACAUGGAGGAGAUAUUGAUAUAGCAAAGGAAAGCACGGAAUCAGAAAUAUCAUUUAAAUCUCCUAAGCAAGCAUUUGUAUGUACCAAGUGUGAACAUAUGUCAGAAUCAAUGGACCAGUUUCAUGUGCACAUAUUACAAUGUGCAGGGGACAGCACAACCAUUGCAGCCCCAAUACCUCAAGAAUAUGAAGCAGUCGGAAAAACCAAAGGGAAACGUCAUGGCAGUGCUAAGAAAAUAAAGCGUCAAGAAUAUAAAAGAGGAAAAUAUAAGUUGAAUAGAUUAGAUGCUGAUGAUGAGGAGGAUGAACCUUUACUUGAAACUGUCACACCACCAAAGGCAACAAAACCAUCUAGUACACAGAACAAGCAAAUGAGUGAUGAGAACAAGGAAAAUAAAGGUAGUGCUCAAAGUCUUGAUAAAAAGCAGGAAUGGGUUGCGGCAGAUAUGCCAAUCUGCUGGGUAUGUGGAAAAAUUUUUGCUGGAAAAAAGCAAUUCCGAAGACACAAAACUCAAGCAAAGCGAUGUUUUGAAACGAGAAAGAAGUCAAAAAUACAGAAUCAUAACCCUGUUAGAACAAAGAAAGGAGGGGCAAUAUUAUACCAAUGCGGAUUUUGCCAAAGAGAAUUUGCCUAUGAGGGAUAUUUUCUGAACCAUAUUAAAGUAUUCUGUUCCAAAAGAAAGGAACUGCUAGCCAAUAGCAAAAGGCAUGCUGAAGAGUUUAGGAAAAUGAAUGAAAAUACCCCAAAAUUAGUAUCGAAAAAAGAAGUUCCAUCCCCAAUUCAAAGGAAAGCUAAACCCAAAAACAGAAAUCACAAAUGGAGUUCAUGGUACAGAAAGAAACAAGCAAGAGAUGUAAAAGAAAAGGAACUUGAGAAAGAAAAGGAUAUUAAGAUUGCUAAAGAUCAAGAAACUGUUAAUAAAGUUGAAGUGAGUCCAAGUAAUUCUGAUGAUAUAAGUCUUGCAGCUGUUGCUAGAAAAACAAGACAACACAACAGAAUGGACAAUAUUUCAAAAAUAAGAGAAAAUUUGAUGCGUCAGUCAAAGCGAUUAUCAGGAUUAGCUGCAAAGAGACUUCGAGAUAAAUCAUAUGAUGAUGUGAUUAAAAUGGUAAGUGAGGGUCAACUUGCUAAAGAACCAUUUGCGGUUAAAUCAACUGAAACACAUGCUCCAAAGACAAGGGCUAUGGUGAAGACUCGGUCUCCAAGUAGGACUAAUAAGCUUGUGGAGGAAAUUCCUGUCACGCAUUUAAAGAAGAGAAGGUCUGACAAACCUAGAAAAGUUUCUCACGUUAAGAAAAAUGUGAUUGCUCAAACUGUUCUCAGGAGAGUAAAAAGACGCCGCAGAACUGCACUUACCUUAGAAGGUCAUAGAAGGAAGAGAGAAAAAAUGAAGAAAAAGGAGGUUCCUAAUAGAAGCAGUGUCAUUACAGAUAUCAUAGAUGAAGUGGCUAGUGGUAAAAUUAAAAUUAGCCCCACCACCCAGUAUAUGAAGAAACUUAUAGAUGACAAUGAACAGACAAGUAGACUUAAGUCAGAUGAUAUCACAAUUGAACAAGAUCAGACUCGUACAGAUAUACCUCAAGACCAAGCAAAAAUACCUCUAAAAUCUACGCCAAGUAAACGAAAGUCAAAAAUGAAAGCAGCCUUAAUGAAGAAGAAAAUUGGAAAAAUGAAAAAGAGUCUCAAGACAAAGAAAAUAACCCAGAUGUUCCAAUCAAAAAAAUCACUGAGGGACAGAAAACAGAGAAAGGUUCCAGAGGAGUGUAUCCCAACUCUUAUUCCAGAUGGCAUGCAUAAGUUGCGUCCAAGGAGAAAGCUUCACACGCCAGACAAACCACCCAUUUUACAACCAGCUUUGAAAGAUAUGCAACAUCUAAAGCAAACCAAUGUAGAGAUACAAGAAAUGACAGAACCUUCAAAUGAAUUAAUAGUGCAAAAACCUGAGGAAAGGAUAAAUAGACUGACCAAUGAUAAAAUCCACCUGGAAGUUGGUGACAUUGAUACGAUCAAGCCCACCUCAGAAACUCAUAUUAAGGAAGAAGUUGAAGCCUCUAAAAUUCCAUUGGCAACUAUUGGAGCUGUUAAAGAAAUAACGUUGUCUGAAAGUAAAUCAGUAAAUGAAUUUGAAAAGGAUUUUAAGGAUCAGGUAUUAGUUUCUAAAAUGAAACCACCAGAACUAAAAGUGAGAAGUGUUGUUGAAAAUGUGAAAUGCUUGCCAAACACAGGGAUCAUUCCUGAUGGUGAGCAGAUGCUUACAGAGUUACCUAAAUAUCCUGAGAAAAAAACAGUAACUCAAGUCGCUGUCACUGGUUCAACAACUCCCAAGAAAGAUGUGUGGACAAUAUCUAUCAAAACCAAAACCAGGCCUAAUAGAAGAUACAGGCCUAAAUCAACUGCAAAAACAAAAGUGGAUUCUGUGGAGGAAAAAGGAAACAAAGACUCCAAGACUGAUGAUGGGACCAGCGAUAGUACAAAUAUUGCACCUCAAAUCUGUAGUAAUCAAGAUGAGUAUACAAAUAUAGGAGAAAAUAACACUCAAUCUACUGAGAAUGAUUCUCUAGCUAUACCAGACUUAUAUCCAGACACACUAACAUCAAAGAAAAAGUCAGGUACAAUACGUCUGGCAAGAAGAAGAGCAGUUGAUAGUAUUACUGCUGGUCUGCUUGGUGAAUCUCUUGAUGAUGACAUAGAUGCUCCUAUUGUUUUUCCCAUAAAGCGAAAGAGCAGGAAUAAUGGUUCUAAAGUUACAAAAUCUGUGGAAACCAAACAAAAUAAAAUGCUCAAAGGAACUGUUUCUGAUGAAGAAGCUAAAUCUAGAGAGAAACAUUGCCCACCGACUAAACAUGAAAAUGAAAUGUUUGAAAAAACUAUGCUGCCAGAAGGUGAACUUGUGAAUAAAGUAGAAACUAAAUCUGAUGGGAUCAACAAGAAGAAUUUAAGUUCAAAUAAAUUCCAAAAAUUGAAUGCUGAUAUACUAAAAAAUAAAAAACAACAUGAUCAUCACAAUAAGUUCUCCAAGUUAACAGAGUUACAUAUUGAUGUACAUCAGUCGGGGGAUCAUAAUGAGUUUCAUGGUAGCAUGAUAAAGCAAAAUGACAGAAUAAGGUCUCCUAUAAUUUCACCCUCUAAAAGGUACAUUACAAUUAAUUCAACAGAUAAGAUUAGUCCUGAGGAACAUGAGCCAGGCCCAAAGUAUGUUUACACCAAGAAAACAACCAAAGUGAGUGCACCCAACACUCCAGAUUUGUUUGAGGACUCUGAUCCAUACAGCUUCUCAGAAAAGCAAAGUGACAUAGAAAAGUCACCUGUUAUAUCACCUUCUAGACGAUAUCAUACCUUAAAUUCAACAGGAAAGGUUAGUCCUAAGGAAAAUGAGUCAGGACCAAAAUGUAUGUACACCAAGAAAAUGACCAAAGUGAGUGAGCCAAACACUUCAGAAUUAAUGGCAGACUCCAAUCCAUACAGCUUCUCAGAAAAGCAAAACGACAGAGAAAAGUCACCUGUUAUUUCACCUUCUAGACGAUAUCAUACCAUUAAUUCAACAGGAAAUUUUAGUCCUAAGGAAAAUGAGUCAGGACCAAAAUGUAUGUACACCAGGAAAAUGACCAAAGUGAGUGAGCCAAACACUUCAAAAUUGGUAGAAGACUCUGACCCAUUUAGCUUCUCAGAAACAGAAGGUAGAGGAUGUUCUCCUCUUGGGAAAUAUAGACAUCUGGAGCAUCUGAAAAUGAAUGACAAGGAAAGGAGAAACAUGGCAACUGUUAUCAAAGAAAGUUUGUCUAAAUUUGACAAGAAUAAAUCACAUAAGAAGGUUGAAUGCCCAUCUAAGGAAGGCACCAAAUGUGUACCAUCCAAUGUAAAAGACACUUCCAAUCAAGAUGUCACCAAACAGCCACCUAUAAAUGAACAUAAAUUAGUGCAUUCAGCAUCUAUUAGCAAUGUAAGUGAUACAGAAGCUAAUUCAAACAAACAGCCACCUAUACAAGAGCAUAGAAUAGCACAUACAACUGUACUUAAUGUUGUUACUGACACAGAUACGAAAACAAACACAAGUUAUAAUGCCAAAAGUGGUGAAUCCUCAUCAACACAGUUAUCACCAAUUGUAUUGUAUCAUAAGGAGAUGCUUCAAAAGAGAAUACGUCAUGACUUAAAGAGACAUAACAUAAGGAGACAAAGUGUUCCACCGAGUGUGGGUAAUAAAGCUGAAUCAGCAUGGAGGGAGCCUUGUACUAAAAAACCUAGUCUCAAUUCAAGUGAGAAACAAUCCAGAGUAGAAUCUCCUUCACCCCCUGUUUCUGUACCAUGGAAACAAGUGCUCAAUUAUGAAACAGGUAAACUAGAAGAUGAAAUAUCAGCAUCUGAUAGUCCAACAAUUACAUUGAAUGAAAAGACUGGACUUCUAAAUGUUGAAACAUCUUCUCUACCUGCACAAGCAAUACCAUCGAAAACUGUUACCAAACCAUCAGAUGCUGUAGUACAACCAAGUGAUCUUGUAUACAUGUACCAAGCUCCAAAAGUGUCUCCCAGGGAAUGCUCCAUUUCAUCUACUGGUAGAGUUCGGACCAAAGCCGAGAGAAAACAGAUGCACUGGCUGUUACAAAACCAAGAUAAUGCUCAGCUCCAACAAAUAUCAGAUGUAAAUACAAAUGAAAUACCUCAGGUUGUUGCUUUAAAUGAUGAUGUUGAUAUAGACCCAGCCUUUGAUGAUACCAAAACAAGGGUCGCCAAUUCACAUGAUGACACAAGAGGGAGGAAGCACAAAAGAAAACAUAACACAAAAGCAAAACAGGUGACUAAGCAUUCUAAAAUGGAUAAAUGUCAUUCUGCAGCAUCGGAAAUACCUACACAUGGCAAUAAAACAGACAAUGGCAGUGCUGAAGAAGAAACUGUUGGCGUUCCAGUGGAUUUGAAAGAUGACAAUAUUAAGAAGGAUGAAGAGUCACUGGUGAGCCCAGCUUUAUCGGUAGAAAACAACUGGGAGACUACACAUCUUCAAAUGCUCACUAGGCAUGAAAUCAUGUGGCUGAAUAAUCAAUUAGACAGUAAAGAAAAACCUGAAGAAAGAAAAAAGGCUGAUGGUAUCAAUUUGAAUAGAAAAAAGGCUCCUGCAAAGGUUGAAAAGACUGUGAAAAGACAAACUAGUUUGAAGAAAACAAAGCAAAGCAAGCAGAAAAUUACAAAGAUGUUUAAACAAAAGAAACCAAAAAAUAGAAGUAUUCAUGAUAAAACUGAAAAGUCAACCAAAACCUUUGACAUAAUUGAGGAAAAUGUGAAUCGUAUAAAUGCAGCUAAGAAAGAUGGUGCUUCUGAUCCAAUAAAGGCUGCAAUAGAAUCUGGAGUUGAGUCAUACAAUAAAGAUCAUGUAAAAGAAAAAAGAAAGCCAAGGAUAAUGUAUGCAGAUUCAGACGAUGAGGCACCAGUUUAUAGAAAUAUAUUUGAGAUCACUACUGUUGAAGGGAAAAGAAGAAGAUCUAAGCCCAACACUGCUAUAGCUGAAGAUAACAAACUUGCAAGACGCUUGGAACGCAAUAUGUGGAAAAUGAUCAAUGACACAGACAGUGAUGGAGAUCGGAAAUCUAAAAAGAGAAUGAAGAAAGUAACUAAGAAUAAGAGAGUUGAAAGUAUAAACAGUUUAAAUUUAGCUUCAAGUGAAGGAGAGGAGUUUGGUACAAAAAUGGAUAAAAAGCAUAGUGCUAGUGAAAGUCAUGGAGUUGAUGAGAGUCAUGGAAAAUGUACUUGUACUUGUGAAGAUUCUUCUGUAGUGUUAGAUACUACUGACAAAGACAUGGAUUCAGUGUCUAUAUCCUCAGGGGAAACUAUCAUAAAUACUGAUUUAGUUCAGACAUCAUUAUAAAUCUAGCUGAUCCAAAUGUGUGCUUUAACAACUUUAACAUGAGUGUUUAUAUUUUGUUCUUUGCAUGCUUGUACAUGUACAUUAUAAAAAUAUUCUGUGUUGUGACCAUAUGCAAGCAAUUGACUAUGAUACUGUAUAUAAUUUACAUACAUAGUUCCAUCUUGAUAGCAUUAGUAUUUCCUCCUAAAUGGAAUUUGUUUUGGUCAAAAAGAGAACUUUUCCAUUAAAUCAAUUUGCCAUAUAUUUUGAUUAUGAUAUUGAUGUGCAGCUUAGGACUGAAGUAUGUCUAUAGCCAUAAUGCUUCAAGUCUGUAGGCCUAGGCAACUGAAUGAGAGACAGUCUGCUUAUUUUAAUCAUUUAUCAAUAAAGAUUUGUAUGUGUAAUGUGUGUUGUAACUUAGCCUAUUGUAGAUUGGUAGAAUAAUUCUGUUUGCUUUGGAUAGAUCACUUUUUACAUGUAUUAAGAGUUUUGUUUUCAAUUCUUAGUUAAGUAGUAACUAGUAAAAGGACAGAUUCCUUUCAUUUCAUUAAUUCUUAAAGGUAGACAGAAUGUUAACGCAACAAACAAAAAAGGUUUAAAUUAUAUGUCAUCAUUUAUUAUCCACUUUGUUUAUUUUAGACAAAAAUAUUUAAUUAUAUGAGUAUUUAUAAAAUGAUAACAUUUGUAAAAUAAAUUAAUCUAAUAACAGAAUAACAGUACAAUGUAAUAUAGUAAAAGUUAUCUGUCAACCAUUCUAAAUAAACAAACGUAAAUUAAUCCUGUCUUUUAAAACAGGAUAAUAUUAAUAGUGUAAUUGCCAUCAAAAUGUUGUUGUACAGUAAAAUGAAAAAAUGAAAUGGGAUAAUGAUAUAAGUUAAACAGGCUAACAUUUCUAACAUACAGCUAAAAUGAAAAUGACUCUAUGAUCCAUUUUCAUGUGACAUUUACCAUGGGCAUGAUUUUCAGGCUGUAUGUAUUGUUUUGUUCUUCAAUUGUUACCCUAGUAAUUCCCCAUUAUGCCAAGCUCAUAAUUGUAAAUUGAAAUGCAAAGCAAAAAUGUAAUCCAAACUAUAUUUUUAUCAUUUGUGUUAUCAUUAAACCUGGUACUGUAAAUCUAUUUAAAUAUUGUGGAUUUUGUAAAUACUUGUAUGGAUAGUAAAUAUUCUUAGAACACAUUAAGUAGCCUACUUGUAGUUGUGUUUAGAUUGACAACAUGUAAUUACUAAUUAUAAUCACUAAACAUGAGUGGAUAAUCAUUAUCAUUUGUCUUUUAUUGUAGUAAAUAUUAUUUUCAACUUGGGAG
Molecule: messenger RNA, 10862 nt
Organism: Owenia fusiformis
Lineage: Eukaryota; Metazoa; Annelida; Polychaeta; Sabellida; Oweniidae
Source: the annotation of a GenBank genome assembly